Babjeviella inositovora NRRL Y-12698 is the source of this 2893-nucleotide messenger RNA. It is a transcript of the gene GCS1, whose product is annotated as glutamate--cysteine ligase. Gene Ontology annotation, biological process: glutathione biosynthetic process. Gene Ontology annotation, molecular function: glutamate-cysteine ligase activity. NCBI's taxonomy places the organism in Eukaryota, Fungi, Ascomycota, Pichiomycetes, Serinales. The record is from RefSeq and is a predicted model, not a curated record. Bases 379 to 2490 code for a protein of 703 amino acids. The transcript has a single exon.
CGUGUACUACCUAACCACGUGAAAAUAGCAUUUGUCAGCCACCUGCAUCGUAUGCACCUCUCUAAAUCCUUGGUAUAAAGCUCGACAUAUUCCCACCAACGACGGGAUUUUUCAUGCUACUGUCCCUGAGAGAUCUUUAUCGCAAACGUCAACCAUUCCCGGCCGAUCUGUUGCACAACCCCCCGCGACAUCCCCCUGAGUCUAGUCUGCGCAUCCUUUCUGUGUUCGCGCAUUUCUUUUUUUUUUUUUUUCCAGCCCGAGCUUUUUUUUUUUUGAAAGGCCUCCUCUUCUUCACAUUUCUGUACACUCAGACAAAACAUAUAACUUUGCACUCAAAAGACAUUCAAAAGACAUAUAGUUCGCAAAGAAACAACUAAGAUGGGCUUGUUAUCGCUUGGAACUCCGUUGACGUGGCAUGAGGCCAAACAGCACAAUAACUUGGUGCGCUCCAACGGGAUUGAGCAGUUGAUCAAUAUCCACCGCCAAAGCGCCGCGCGCACGCACGACAAGUUCUACUGGGGGGAUGAGGUCGAAUACAUGUUGGUGAGGUUCGACGCCGCCCUGUCUCGUGCAACCUUAUCCAUCGACGAGGAUGAGAUCUUGAACGUGUUGCACGACGCGCACCCGGAAUGUGUCGCGCACAAUAUCUCCUUCCACCCGGAAUAUGGCAGAUACAUGUUGGAGGCCACACCGGCCAGACCGUACGACGGGCGUGCGCUCGCGGACUAUCUCUACGUGGAGCAGAACAUGGCCUACAGACGGUCCGUAUCGCGCGCACACCUUCCGAGGGACGUGGUGCCGCUCACGAUCACGGCGUUCCCACGCAUGGGGUUGGCGGGCUUCACCUCGCCACCGCACGAGCCAAACGGCGUAGCGUCGCAAUCGCUCUUCCUCCCGGACGAGAUCAUCAACCGCCAUGUGCGCUUUCCUACGUUGACCGCAAACAUCCGCGCGCGCCGCGGCAGCAAGGUUGCAAUCAACUUGCCGAUCUUCCGUGACACGCGCACCGACAUGCGUGAUGCUCUGAUUCCCGCGACGCCGCGUGGCUUGUUCACGCACGACUCUGAACCGUACCAAGGCGCCGCCUUACCUGGCCACGUCUACAUGGACUCUAUGGGCUUCGGGAUGGGCUGCUCGUGUCUCCAGAUCACGGUGCAGGCACAAGACAUUAAUGAGGCGAGAUACCUUUACGACUCUUUGGCUAACUUUGCGCCGGUGCUUUUGUCUGCGACGGCCGCGUCGCCCAUCUUCAAGGGCUAUCUUGUGGCGCAAGAUGUGCGGUGGAACGUUAUUUCUGGUGCGGUGGACGACAGAACGCCGUACGAGCGCGGCGUGGCACCGCUUGCGGAGCACAAGCUCUUUGGCGGGUUGGACGUGGACGAGGCGCGCACGGACAAGCACGCGCCGCACGCGCGCGACGGGAAGGACAUUCAGCGCAUUCCCAAGUCGCGCUACGACUCCAUCUCCAACUACCUCAGCGACGAGCACACCACCGGGUACUAUAAGCCGGAGUAUAACGACGUCGCGGCGCCUAUCAACGCAGGGGUGUACGCGAAGUUACAGGCGAACGGCUUUGACGCAGCGUUGGCGAAUCACUUUGCGCAUUUGUUUAUCCGCGACCCGUUGGUGUUGUUCUCCGAGCGGGUGAGCAACUCUGACAAUGCGGUGGAUAAUGACCACUUUGAGAAUCUCCAGUCGACGAACUGGCAGACAUUGCGCUUCAAGCCGCCGGCUCCGUUCGUGGAGGGCCAGACGGCGGCGGAUCCUGAAACUCCCGGUUGGCGCGUUGAGUUCCGGCCGAUGGAGAUUCAGGUGACGGACUUUGAGAACGCGGCGUACUCUGUGAUCAUUCCAUUGUUCGCGCGCGCCAUCUUGAAGUACAAGCCAAACUACUACCUUCCGUUGAGCCAGGUGGAUGCCAACAUGGUGACUGCGCAUGGGGUGAAUUCUGUCUUGGAGGGCAAGUUCUAUGCCCGAAAGCAUACCGGGCUCGAUGUUUCCGACUUUGCGGGGUUCGACCUUGGCUGGUUCGACCGCAAGAUUUCCCAGUUGCAGAGCCACACCGCGCCUGUGGCGACCGAGAAAGAUGAGUAUAACCUUGCGAAUGGCGUGGCGGUAGCCACGGGUGAUGAUUCGGUCGUGGAGGUGUCUGUGAACGACGUGAUCAACGGGACGGCCACCCAACCCGGCUUGGUUCACAUGGUGACAAAGAUUAUUGCUUCCACGUAUCCAGAUGCAUCGGUGGAGCAGUUAGAGCAGCUUCAGGCAUACUUGAAGUUGGUGUCGUACAGGGCGAGUGGGAAGCUUCCAACGUUUGCCAAGUACGCGAGGGACUUUGUGGUGGCGCAUCCCGCGUAUGAGGCUGAUUCACGUGUAAGUGAGCAGGUUAACUACGAUUUGUGCGUGCGGGUGGCGCAGGUGACGGCGUAUGAGGAGGUGGGGUUGUUUGGGAAGGAGUUGGGUGCGUAUUUGAUGAAGCACAGGAGGUAGUCAAGGUUAGUUAUUGGAUUUUGCUGAAGCUGGAACGAGGUUUUUUUUUCCAGGCGAUGAUAUAUUGCUGAUGGUGUAUGCUACUGGGGGAUCCGUAUGACUGGGAGUUCUGGGUUUAAAUCCUGUGACAUGGCCGAUAGAUUUGCUAAUGUUUUUAAUCGAGAAAGCAAACUCUGCGGAAUCUUUCAGCUUGACCCAGGCUUCGCUUGUCUAUUAAAGAUCUGACUCAUAUUAUCGAAAAUGAGCUUUCAUCGUACUUCUUUUUUCCCCCUUUUGAUUAUAUCAGACCGCAUGCUUUUUUUUUAUCCUGGCGUAUUUUGUAUUUAUUUUCUGUUUUACUUUUUCUUGCAUGUCAAUCCAUAUAGUUUAGCAUACCAGGUUGAAGAAAUAAGGUUGGUCGCAG